CAAAAAUCAGUCCUUGUCUACUCUAGAUUCUAUGUCGCCUGCUCCGCUAUUCCUGACCCUGCCCGGCGAGGUGCGAAACCUCAUUGUCGAAUAUGCGUUCGUCCAGGAUCUCAGCGCGUCACCCCUACCUGUGUCACGAUCACCAUUGGCUCUAUCGCUCGUCUCUCGUCAGCUAUUUCAUGAAUACCACACUGUCGCAUUGUCUGCAACAGUCUUCACUAUUCGCUGUCGGCGACUGAGCGAGCUUCCGAUCGUGAUCAAUAAGAUGCCGCCAAUGGUCCGUUCCCAUCUGAAGAAGCUGUUAUUGUCCGGCAAGUUCAAUCUCUCCGCUUCACAACGCCUAGGGGGCUUUCAGGGUAUCGAUCUAAGCGACGCGGGUCUGACUGGUGUACGAGAAUUACACUUCAGUCCGUCGACAGAUACGAUAAGGCGAGAUCACCCAUGUUUAAACCCACGUAUUCUGGGACAGGUAAUUUGGAGGACAGUCGUUGGCAACGCAUGCUUGGAAACGAUUUGCGUGGUUCACAAGAAGAGUAGAUCUUACCCUAUCGAGGCCCUUUCCCAAUUGAUGGAGAUGGAACAACUUCGGUGUGCCUCAGAUAACUGGACUGUCUUGGUCAACAGUUCCCAGGAUACAUCACGAAGUUCAAUGGAUUUCGACGAAAAUUCGGGGUAUAGAUGUGAUAGAAUCAUUUUGAGGCACAAACCGGAGGGCAGACAGGUCAUAAUCGCGUUUAGGCAGGACGCCGCCAAGAAAGACAUCUCGUCUCGAGUGCGUGAGAAGUUGCUGGGAAUAGAAGACGCACGUUGAAUAAAUGGGCAGUUGGCGUGUGUUGCACAAUGCGCCAACCCUUCAAAUUGCGGUUCGUCAAAUGUCCUCGUAUCCUGCUCAGUUUCUGGUUCUGAUUCGGCUCCGUCGAGGGCUCAGUAGAAAAACGUGUAAGGACAACCCCUAUCAAUAGUUACCGUAACUGCUCGAUCAAGUGUCACCUGAAGGUGCAGUGAUCACAAGUAGUGGAGAAUCAAUCGCGUUACUUGGUUCACUCAGUCCAUCCAUCGACGUGGACGUAAUGGCGACCUAAUCAUCGACAAUAUUCAACAGAUCCGCGUACUAUAUUGCCGUACUUUGAAACCAAAAGGCUAGAGUGGCAAUGAGCUGCUAAGUCCCCU
This is a messenger RNA of Dothidotthia symphoricarpi CBS 119687, 1170 nucleotides long. RefSeq lists its product as uncharacterized. The record is from RefSeq and is a predicted model, not a curated record. The transcript has 2 exons. Bases 32 to 811 code for a protein of 259 amino acids. Lineage: Eukaryota; Fungi; Ascomycota; Dothideomycetes; Pleosporales; Dothidotthiaceae.